Messenger RNA from Acanthopagrus latus (yellowfin seabream), 2418 nucleotides. Its product is annotated as estrogen-related receptor gamma-like. The record is from RefSeq and is a predicted model, not a curated record. Bases 705 to 2027 code for a protein of 440 amino acids. Gene Ontology annotation, cellular component: nucleus. NCBI's taxonomy places the organism in Eukaryota, Metazoa, Chordata, Actinopteri, Spariformes, Sparidae. Gene Ontology annotation, biological process: retinoic acid receptor signaling pathway; regulation of DNA-templated transcription. The transcript has 11 exons. Gene Ontology annotation, molecular function: sequence-specific DNA binding; nuclear steroid receptor activity; nuclear receptor activity.
ACAGCUGUUUGUAUUUUGGCUCAUUAGACCUCUUCUCUUUACUGUGAGAGGUAGGUCAGACACGCAUGCUAACAUCCUCCAGGACACAUUGAGCAACUUAAACAUUCAGCUGAAGUCGUGUUUGUGUUCACCUGAAAAAUGCAUCCCCAUCCGCCUGGGCAGAUGUCCCUCUCAUUUGGGCCUGACUGGAAAGGAAGUGGGGACAUCUGGGGAGAAGGAGGACAGGAUCCAUGGAGGAAAAAAAACAAGAGGAGGAGGAGAGCGACUUUCCUGGAACACUGGUGCGGGGUUUAUACAGCUUCCCUGUGCAAGACUUUCACUUUCAUCUGCUGAAGUCUGAGUUUUACACGUGUACAGGAUGAUUGUGUGACAUCACAACUAGUCUGGAAGUCAGUCUGGGUCCAGUACGCGACCUGAACCUCUGCUAUGUGGAAACUUGAGGGCCUCCAGCGCGCAUACAUCGAGGAUGGACUUUACUUUGAAGUAGGAGACGUCUUUUGUCCAGCAGUUAAAGACGCUGAUCUGAGGCCAGCUGCUCAAAGGCAAACGUGGACCAAGACAACAGUCAAAUGGGGCCGAAGACCCUCAACCCAGCUGAGAGAUGUGGACCCCUGGUAGCUAAGGUGUUAGCAAGCAGGAGCUCGCUAGCAGGAAACAUGGAGGGAUGUUGCCAACUGGUUGGAGUGUUUCUGGCUACCUGACAAAUGUUGUUAACCAGAAUGCCCUCUGAGGACCGACACCUGUCCUCAAGCUGUGGUUCUUACGUCAAAACCGAGCCUUCCAGUCCUUCUUCUUCACUAGUAGACACCGGCAGUCACCACAGUCCCAGCGGCAACUCCGACGCCAGCGGCGGCUACAUCAACGGCAGCGGCAGACACUCACACGCCCUCGACUCUCCACCAAUGUUCAACCCAGGCAUGCUCGGAGGUGGCGCCGCCUGCCUAAGACGCUAUGAGGAGUGCUCCGGCGGCGUGGUAGACGAUUCGCCAAUCAAGUGCGAGUACAUGCUCAACGCCAUUCCCAAGAGGCUGUGCCUGGUGUGUGGCGACAUCGCCUCAGGGUACCACUACGGGGUGGCCUCCUGUGAGGCCUGCAAAGCCUUUUUCAAAAGGACGAUACAAGGGAACAUUGAAUACAGCUGUCCAGCCACCAACGAAUGUGAGAUCACCAAGAGGAGACGCAAGUCGUGCCAGGCCUGCCGCUUCAUGAAAUGUCUUAAAGUUGGCAUGUUGAAAGAAGGUGUGCGUCUGGACCGGGUGAGAGGGGGGAGACAGAAGUACAAACGGAGGUUGGACGCAGAGAACAGCGCCUACCUCGGCCUCACCAUCCCCCCUCCUGCCAAGAAGCCAUUGACGAAGAUCGUUUCCCAUCUGUUGGUGGUGGAGCCAGAGAAGAUCUAUGCCAUGCCUGACCCCACCAUGCCCGACGGAGACAUCAAGGCCCUGACCACGCUGUGCGACUUGGCCGACCGCGAACUCGUUGUCAUCAUCGGCUGGGCAAAACAUAUCCCAGGUUUUUCCACUCUCUCGCUGGCAGACCAGAUGAGUUUACUGCAGAGUGCCUGGAUGGAGAUACUGGUGCUGAGCAUCGUGUUUCGCUCGCUGCCCUGCGAGGACGAGAUUGUGUACGCAGAGGACUACGUGGUGGAUGAGGAGCAGGCGAGGAUCUCGGGCCUGCUGGACCUGCACGUCGCCAUCCUGCCGCUGGUGCGGCGCUACAAGAAGCUGCGCAUGGAGAAGGAGGAGUUUGUUUCGCUCAAAGCCAUCGCCCUCGCCAACUCAGACUCCAUGCACAUAGAGAAUAUCGAGGCGGUCCAAAGGCUCCAGGAUUCUCUCCAUGAGGCCCUGCAGGACUUUGAGGGCUCCCAGCAUCCGGAGGACCCUCGGCGGGCUGGCAAGCUGCUAAUGACCCUGCCUCUGCUCCGUCAGACCGCCACCAAGGCCGUGCAGCACUUCUACAGCAUCAAAAUGCAGGGCAAAGUCCCCAUGCACAAACUAUUCCUCGAGAUGCUGGAAGCCAAGGCUUGACACCCGGGCCAGACGUUUGACGGACAGCUGCAUCACCCAAUGGGAGGCGAGGGACAGCCCAUUAAAAAAAUAAUAAAAGGUGGUGUGCCAACUGACGGUGAAAGGAUAAAGCUUGUGGACUACUGAGUCAUUUUAACACUUUUAAAUGGUAAUAAAUGUAAAAGAAAAAGGGACUUGAGACGGUUUUAAAAAGGGUGAAUAUCAACCUGAUUGACAUGGGAUCAUGAUGAUGUAUAUAAAGAUGUUGUGUACAGAGAUCAGGCAACUGCGGUCUUAUCAUAACCAGAGACCCAUUGCUCUAUAUCACCUGAAGCUUCUGUGAAUUUGUUUCUUAUCUUAUUUUCAUCUCAAAAAUGGAAGUGUGUUAAUAUAAAUGUCCUAAAGAACUGUA